Pseudogymnoascus destructans is the source of this 1283-nucleotide messenger RNA. RefSeq lists its product as uncharacterized. The record is from RefSeq and is a predicted model, not a curated record. The transcript is spliced from 3 exons. Bases 1 to 1065 code for a protein of 354 amino acids. Lineage: Eukaryota; Fungi; Ascomycota; Leotiomycetes; Thelebolales; Thelebolaceae.
AUGGUUUUCCUACACUUCUCCGGGUUCCGAACCCUGUCUUUCUUCUUCUUUCUUUCCCUCAUCCUUCAAUCCGACGCCCUCCCUCGCCGAGGAAGAAAACGGCCAAAUAACAACACGGGAGCCGCCACAGGAGCCGCAGCAGGAACUACCGCAGGACUCGCUGCAACAGGCGAUGGUACCGUUUCCCAGGCCACCGAUGGAUCUACGAUCCUUGACAAGACCGUAAACAUCAACGGUCUUACUAUCCGAUACAAGAUUAGUGCCCCAGCCUCCCUUUUCACCGCAGCCUCGGGCGUCCCUGGUGGCGCUGCAACGGCGGCAACGGCCGCCACAGCCAACAACGCCACAGCCAGCCAAAACGGACUCAACGUACUCCUCCACGGCGACGGCGGGCAAUCCUUCAUCGACUUCCCUAACCAAGCCGUUCAAGGCGGGCUCAUGGGCGUCGUCGUUCUCGCACCAAACCGAAACCGCUUCUGGGGCGGCGGCAGCGGACUCGAUCGCACCGACGGCGUCGCACACUCAGCAGCAGUGAACACGCUGAUCCAAAAGCAACUCCCACAAGAUGUCGCGUUCGACCCGGCGAAUGUAUUCUUCACCGGUGUAUCUGGCGGCUCACUAAUGCUCUCUGGGUUCUUCAUGCCGGCCUUUGGAGCUGCAUAUAAGACGGGUGUGAUGCUGAACUGCGGGGCGUUGGCGCCGCAAGUUGCAGUCGUGGAUGAGGCCACCCUGGCGGCCUCAACGCGGAUCCAUUUCCAGAGCACACAGAACGAGUUGGCGUCGUUGCAGCCUGCAAUCCCGCAGGCAGUGGAGGCAUAUGAGACCUUGGCAGCGAAUGCGGGUCUAAGUGCUGGUCAGAUUGGAGCUCUCCAGACUGUGGAUGGGAGCCCCGCGGGAGGACAUUGUGAAUUCGAUGGGCAGGGUUUCGUGUCUGGGGUUCAGUUAAUGGCUGACAGUUUUGCGCAUGUCAUGUUGGCUGGCGGGUCAGGGCAGGUGGGAGGGAUUGGGAAUGUCUUGACGACGGUUGUGGGGAAUGAGAAUAUUAAGUUCGGAACUCCGUCGUGACAGGAUAUAACUUGGAAGAAAGAACAGGACCCAUUUUAGAGGCAAAACAGCGGGUGAGAUAUGUAAAUAUCAACUGUGACUGACAGCAAAGGUCUGGGCGUGAUACUCGAUUGUGACUGUUGGGGAAUGGAGAUGGUGCCGCAGCCUGAAACCUACUGUGAGACUGCCGAGUAAUUACUCAAGGAUAUAGUAUAAAUUGGGGCUUAUCCCGACCGUAG